AAUACUAUACCUUCAUUUCCAUCACUGUAAUAAGGUUUAUUGCCUGAUCAUCUUCAGUCAUCUUCAGAUGAAAGGAUUAAGGUUUAAGUGAACUAACAUCCAAAUCCUAGUUUUCAAAUCUUUAUGGCUUUUCAGUAAUUUUACCUUUUUCUGAAAAUACUUGAGGAAUGCUGCUUAGCUGAGGCAACUAUCUUUCAGCCUUAGCAUUUCCUUAAGAGCUGUAUAACUGUGAAAAUUUUAUGCAAUGAAAAAUGGGUGGGAUGUCAAAAACAAAGUUGGAAAUUGUUUCUCUAGUUUUUCAUAUGUCUCUUCCUAGUCCACAUGAAGGACUGGGUUCAAAAAGAUAUGGAAGGCUAAAAGUAUACUUUACAUUUCAUUUGAUUAUUGUUAAAACUGAAAUAUCAGAUCCUUCUUGUUAUCUCCCUGUGCAGAGGAUAGGAAACAAGUUCUCAAGAGGCUGGAGAAAUGGACUUUGCAUGUUUUCAGAGUUUCUCACUCAAAAGUAUAGUACUACUUUGAUAAAAAUUGCUCAUACAUUUCUAUUGUUUUAUUUUCCUGUUUUAUUAUUCCCAAUCAUAUAGCUCCACCAAUUUCUGAAAGGCAUGAAAUUCAACAAUUCUCUUGGAGAAUCUUUGACAUUUUAUGAUCAAAAGAAGAUGGAAGGUGGAUUUGAUAUCAUAAACAUUGUUGUCUUUCCCAAUUCCACUUUCCAGAGACACAAGAUUGGAAAAGUGGAUCCUGAUGCUUUCAAAGGAAAGGAAUUAGUCAUUAAUGAGGAUAUGAUUGUUUGGCAUAGAUCAUUUAACCAGGUGCUUCCCAUUUCUCUAUGCAAUGAACAUUGUCUCCCUGGUUAUCAAAAGAGGAAGAAUGAAGGAAAGAAAUUCUGCUGUUAUGAUUGUGUUGAAUGUCCAGAGGGGAAAAUCUCUAAAGAGAUUGACACUGUUGCUUGCUUUCAAUGUCCUGAUGAUCAAUAUGCAAACCAUAAGAAAGAUGGAUGCAUCAUGAAAACAAUUAGCUUCUUAUCUUAUGAAGAACCUUUAGGACUCAGUUUAGCCACCAUUGCUACUUUAUUUGUCCUCACUGCAAUAUGGGUGUUGGGAAUAUUUAUUAAGCACAAAGACAGUCCUAUUGUGAAAGCCAACAACCGGGAUCUCACCUACAUUCUCCUCAUCUCCCUUCUCCUUUGCUUCUUCUGUUCUUUGCUCUUUAUUGGACAACCUGGGAGAGUCACCUGUCUCCUCAGACAGUCUGCAUUUGGUCUCACCUUCUCAUUGUCCAUCUCUUGUGUGUUGGCCAAAACCAUCCUUGUUUCUCUUGCCUUCAAGGCCACCAAGCCAGGAUCUCAGAUAAGGACAUGGGUGGGGAAAAGAUUGGCUGUUUCUGUUGUCCUGCUCUGCUCUCUACUCCAAGCAAGUAUCUGUAUUGUUUGGUUAUCCACCUCUCCCCCAUUCCCAGAAUUAGACAUGCACUCAACAACUGAAGAAAUGGUUCUACAAUGCAAUGAAGGCUCAGUCGUUAUGUUUUAUUGCGUUCUGAGCUAUAUGGCUCUCCUUUCACUUUCCAGCUUCAUUGUGGCAUUCCAGGCUCGUAAACUUCCUGACAGUUUUAAUGAAGCCAAGUUCAUCACCUUCAGCAUGUUGGCUUUCUGCAGUGUGUGGGUCUCCUUUGUUCCAACAUACCUGAGCACCAGAGGAAAAGCCAUGGUGGCUGUGGAGAUAUUCUCCAUUUUGUCCUCUAGUGCCGGGCUUCUAGGAUGCAUCUUUUUCCCCAAAUGUUACAUUAUUGUAUUUAGACCUGAUUUAAACAAAAGGGAUCAACUGAUAAGAAGACAUGUUUAA
Messenger RNA from Protobothrops mucrosquamatus (brown spotted pit viper), 1838 nucleotides. RefSeq names its product vomeronasal type-2 receptor 26-like. NCBI's taxonomy places the organism in Eukaryota, Metazoa, Chordata, Lepidosauria, Squamata, Viperidae. Gene Ontology annotation, molecular function: G protein-coupled receptor activity. The record is from RefSeq and is a predicted model, not a curated record. Bases 603 to 1838 code for a protein of 411 amino acids. Gene Ontology annotation, cellular component: membrane. The transcript is spliced from 3 exons. Gene Ontology annotation, biological process: G protein-coupled receptor signaling pathway.